AUGGCUGAUAUGGGUAGUUUGGAAUUUCAAAGAAGAAUCCUCACUUUUGUUCUAAUAGCAUCUUUUUUAUUUAGUAGAAGUUUUUGCUUAGAUUUCUAUGGAACUGAUACUGAAGAAAGGGAGACUAUAAGAGCUAAAGUGAAACUUACAUCUAGUGUAUGUAAACUUAAUGAUUUGAAGAGUGAAUUGUAUAAUUGUUCAUUAGAUUCAGGAUACAAUAGAGUAGGUAUAUUAGAAUUUGAAUGCAAUACUCUGGAAAAGGAAUCAGAUAAAUUGAAGUUAUUGUAUGAUUGUAAUGCUUUAAGUAGAAAUAAAAAUAAGGAAAUCCUGGCUAAAGAAUGUAAACGUUUAAGAUGUCCAAAUAUGGAUAAAAAGAUUUAUAUAUUAGUCUUCAAGCUUUCUGAUGAUAUUGAAGAGAAGAACAAUUUCCAAUUAUAUAGGAACAAUUAUAGAUUAAUAAACUCUUCAAGAAAAAUAAAGAUUUCUCCAAUACCUAUAGUUCUAUUAACUAGAAAAGAUAUUAUUGAAUCUCUUUAUAAUGAUAGAAUAGUCGAUUAUAACUGGAAUUCUCCAUUUUUAGGGAAAUAUAUGGUGUAUAUAACAACUUUAGAUACAAAUGUUUCUUCAUUAGCUUGGCUUUUGAAUGAAAUGGAAAGUUUAUUUUCAGAAUUGAAAGGGAGGUUAAUUGAUGUAAAUUCUAAUUCAAAUGUUAAUUUAAGUCUUAUAUUUCAGUCAUACAUGAGUUUGAUAAGUUUAUCCUUAUCAUUAUUAAAUUUAAUGGAGAUUUAUUGGACUAGAGGUUCAGAAGUUAAUCAAAAUCUUUCAGGAAGAACUGAAAUUUCAAAAUAUGCAAGCCACUGUAACUUGGAUUUUGUAAGUAUUUUGUUAGAUUGUAGAUUUGCAUUAGAUAUUAUAAAUAAUGAUAAGGAAAGGGAUUUAAAUAUUAUAUUCGCAUAUUUUCAAGACAGGUUAAGGUUUGAUAUUAAUAAAUUCCAGAUAAUUUCAUCUACUUCAGAGAUUAAUAGUGGAAAUACAGGUAAUAUUUCUGAUUUGAAAUCAUUUCUAAAUGAUCCUUUUUUAUGUACAAGAUAUAGAAUAAAUUUUAAAGAGAAUGGUUUGCAAAAGUAUUUUUAUAAUGAGCAAAGAUAUCAAAUAAAUAAGUUUUUAAAUUUAAAACAUGUUCUCAAAGAGGAUAUUGUAUUUUUAAUAAGUAUAAUUUCAUAUAUUUUGGAGAAUGUGGCUCCUAGAUUUUCUGAGAACAUUCUAGGAAAGUUUAGUUCUUUGAGAGUCUAUAUGAAUCGAAUAAACAAUUUAACUAAGAGGCUAAAUGUCAUAAAAUCUGAAGUUUACAGUGUGUGUAGUAGAAAAUCAUUUGAAAGAUGGAGUAAAGGAGAGGAUUUGACUGAUUUAGAUGGGAAAGUAUGUAAUUUACAUUAUAGUUUGAAUGUAACAGAAGAUGUUAUGAAAUUACUGUACUCUGAAUUUGAGAAAUCUAGAUUAUUAGCUUUAAUGCCUCCAAUACUAACAUACUCUGAUAAUAAAUCGGUAUCUGCUGCUUUGUGUUUGCAUAGAGCUUUAUACAAGUCUAAUUUAAAGAAUAUUCGAGGUGAAAUUAUUGUUAAGGCUAUAAUACUAUCUUCAAACCGUUUUGCACUUAAAACAGAGUAUGAACAACUCUAUGAGGAAUGUCGUGGGUUUUGGGAAUUUAAUUUUAAUGAUUUAGUUUCUUUAGAGAGUUUGGGAAUAGUUUGUAAUAUAUAUGCAACAUGCAUGGGAAAUAAAAAAUUAAGUGAUAUUGUUGAAAGAAUUUUGACAGACUUUAGAAAUAUAGAUAUGGAAGGAGCUCUACAUAAGAAAUCUAUAAUGGCUUCAAAAUUAUGUACAAAAUACAGAAAACUUGUUACUUUUGUUGAAUUAGAAUAUAGAGAUGAAGAAGAAAGUGUUGACAUUAAUACUUUAGAGUGUAAUACUUACAGAAUAUUGCAAUUAGCCUAUAGGGGUGUCUCUUUUUUAACAAUACCAUCAGAAUACCAAGUGAAUCUGAGAGUAUAUAAUAAGAGUGGAUUUAUGAUGAAUUUACCAGAUAACUUCGUAGCAAAUCAAAUUGUGAUUAAUGAUUUUUGUGUAGAUCCGGAGAUAUUUACAAUUUUAGACUGCAAUGUAGUAGGGAAUCAAGAUCUGGAUAUCUCAGGAACUAAAUAUUUAGAUAAGGGUAAUGGGGUCUCAGAAUCAAGACAUUACAAUACUUUUUUAUUAGCUGAUAAUAUAGUAAUAAGAACAUCCUUAGAUUUUUUUAAGGGAAAUAUAGAUGAAUACGAGUACUUGUCAAAUGGUGUUGUAUUUGGAAGGAUACGAAAUAAACAUAUUGGUAAUCCUGUUAAAAUUGUCAACUUCUCAUAUUUACCUGAGAUAUUCAUAUAUGAAAAUAAUAAUAUAGGGGAUAAUGAUAAUAGGGGUAAUACUAAAUUAAUUGAAUAUGAUGAUACAACUAAUAUACAAAAAUUGGUAGUUCUUAAAGCUGUUUAUUCCAGCAGUUCACUUGCUUAUGUUACACUUCAGUUAGGAGAAUUUAGCACUUCUUCUUACUUUAAAACUGUGAGGACGUUUAAAGAGAAAUUUCUAUUACCAGACUCAAAUAAUCUUCAGGUUCCACUAGUUCCUACAAUUUUGCAAAUAUUCAAACAAAAUAGUGAAUAUCAUUUCGAUUCAUUCUUAUAUCCUACUAUACAGAUCCAAGAAUUUGUCAAUCCCUUAGUUAGCACAUCAACAGUUAGCAAAGACAUAUCUAAUCAACAAGAAACUCCAGGACAAUUAUUAGAUCCAUUCUCUAUAUAUAGGGAUCUUUGUAUUACUAAGCAAGAAAGUAUGGGAGUUUACACCAUAGAAAAUAUGACUAUUAGUAAUUCAAAAGAUUCAUUGAAAAAUUCAGAAGUUCCUUCUAUAGAUUAUCCUAUAGGCUUUGAUACUUUAUUAUCAUUAAUAGAAAAUAUUGAUUUAGAGUCAUCAAGAAGAAUUGCAGAAGGAAUAGGUUGGGAAUAUUUGGCAUUAUAUUUUAAAGCUAAAGCAUCAAUAUCUUAUUUAUUAAUUACUCAAGCAAUAACAUUUUGGACAGGAGGAUCAAAGUUUAGACAACACUGUGAUUUUCAUCUUGGAAAUAUACUUGUAAAAUUUUCAGCAGACUGGAAAAAUAAGGAAUGGUUAGAAGUUAUCAAAGGUAUUUGUGAAUAUUUGAAUUUAAGUCAUUUAGUAAUUGUAGAUUUGGAUCUUUCAUAUGAAUCAGAUAAUGAAAUUAAUAAUUUAGAAAGGGAUAUAGAACUUUUUGAUACAAUUUCUCCUUGUAAAUUAGUGCAAUUUGAAGCUACAUUAUCUAUAGUAUUAACAGAAGAUGACCAUAUAAAUCUUUCGAAAGAUAUAAUUGAGAAUUCUCUUGGCAUAUCUUAUAUUAUUGAACAAAUUAAUAAUAUAAAACCUGAUAUAAAUGUUAUUCAUGAACUUAAUAACAUGUAUCCUGAUAUUAUGAAUAUUUAUGAUAAUUAUUACAAGAAAUUGAGUGAUAUACAAGAUAAUAUAAAUAAUUUAAUUGGGAGUGGCAAUUUCAUAUUCUCAAGAGCUUUUAAAAUUUUUGUGGAAAUUAGAUAUAUACUUAGAAAUUUCCUUUUAAAGCUUAAUAACUUUGUUAAUAAUGUUCCUGAUUACAAUUUAUUUGAUUAUUUAAUAUUAGAUAUGUACCGAAGUGGAGUAGAGAAAAAAUAUAUCUAUUUCUCUAAAAUUGGCAAUAAAAAUGAUUUCUCCAAGGAUAUAAGCUUAGAUAUAAAUAUUAAUAAUAGUUCAAAUAAAAAUCCUAGUAAUCUAAAGUGGUUACACAUAUUACCAGAAUCUCUACCAAAUUUGCAAAUAUUCUCAAAAGUUAUAUAUUGUAUUAUAGACACUUUAGCAGUUAUUUCAUUUUAUCCAAAACUAAAAUUUAGUGAUUUAAUUAAUUUUCUAUUACAACAUUCAGUAAACAUCAUUUACUUAAGAAAAAUAGACUAUGGAAGUAAUAUUAAGAACUUAGAAAUGAUUAAAAGUAAGCUAAAUAGUGAGAAAAAAACUUUUUUACAAUGUAUAGAUAAUUCUUCUAUAACAAAUAUUAUUGAAGAAAAUGCCAUAUUAAUUACUAAUAAUGCAUUUCAGUUAUCUAUGAAAUAUCAACCAAUACUUUCGAACUCUUUAUUACCAUCUCAACUUGAGCUAAUAAAUAAUUCAAAUAUAUAUCAAUCAGUUUUACUUGCUUAUAUGUAUCAUUUUGAUUUCUUCAUUUCGGAUUCUAUGGCAUCUAUUAACUCAAUUGGUAAUUCAAAUUCAUUUGUAAAACUUAAGGCUGAUGUAAUUAUCAAAAAUAACUUAGGAAUAUCAUCAGUAUCUUUAAACCUUUCUAUUAAUCAAUGGAGAAGCUUGUUGGAGCUACAUUAUUUUUGUAAUAAAUAUUCUCAAAUAGUUAAUUCUAAUAAUUAUAACAUCAAAUGUAAAUUAAUUUCUAAUUAUCAAAAAUUAAAACUAAAUACCCCAGGACUUAUUAUUCUUAGUUGGAUAACAGAAAAUUCACGAAAUUAUCAUAAAAUUGUCUUUCCCUGGGUUUAUAGUAGUUCAUUUUCAGAAGUUAUUGAUCAUUCUAUGAAUUUAAAUCCUAUUAAUGGAAUUACAGUUCUAGCAGAAAUUUCAGGGGUCUCAAAUACGUUCAGGAAAAACUCUCUAAAACCUAAUAUUUUUAUUCACAAAAAUUAUGUUUCUAUUUUUAGUUUUGGAUCUCAAAGGAUAAAAUAUAAGAUUCCUUCUUCAAUUAGUGAAAGGUACAGUAUUCAAACGAUCCCACUAUUUUUUGAUUCAUAUUUAGGAUUUAAGAAUCUUCCAUUGGAUUCUUUGGUAGCUUAUAUAUUACUUGAAAAUGAAGUUACUUUGUACAAAUGGCUUCAAAAUAUCCUCUCCAAUUAUGAAAGUACUUUAGACAAGCACACUAAGAAUAUAAUCAAAAAUAAAGUAGCUCAGAUUUUUGGAGCAGUUGUUCGUACUUUUAUAUCUAUUUGGAAAUCUUCUUCAAAAUGUAGACAUGAUAAAAGUGAGUUAUGCCUUCCACUUCUUUGUGGUAUCUCUAGUCAUAACAUAAUUUUAUUUAUUAACUCUUCUCAAAAUAUAGAUAGUAUAAAAUUUGCAUUUAUGUAUGAUAUGGAAAUGCAAAUUAUAAGUAAAUCUGAAGAUCAGAAACUUCAAUACUAUGAACAAGAUUAUGAACAAGAUACUAAUAGCUCUGAAUAUCUUCAACAAUAUACAGAGUUUAUUUCAUAUAUAUUACCUGAAUAUUGUGGUCAUGUGAAGUGGAAUUUAAAUGACUUAUUAACUGUUUUACAUUCAGCUGAUAACUUAAUAAAAUUCCUAAAAGAUGAAAUUGUUACUCUCAAUCCUAAUGUAUUAUUCUCUAGUAAGGUAAAAAAUAUAAAUAAAAAGUAUGUGAAAAUUUCCUUGUACGAAAGUCUCAAAUAUAUAAAUUACAAGUGCAGAGAAAUUCAACAGCUUGUUAAAUCUCCUAAUAUAAUCUGUUAA
Messenger RNA from Cryptosporidium muris RN66, 5577 nucleotides. RefSeq lists its product as uncharacterized. Bases 1 to 5577 code for a protein of 1858 amino acids. The record is from RefSeq and is a predicted model, not a curated record. The transcript has a single exon. Lineage: Eukaryota; Apicomplexa; Conoidasida; Eucoccidiorida; Cryptosporidiidae.